CUCAAACACAGUAUCGAACGUGGAAUUGCACAGGGAGAUAACAAUAUUUUUAAAACAAAUGGCGCUGAUUAAUUAUCGUCUCUUGUUAUUUACAACUAGGGGCUGUCGUAGAUAAAACUAGCAAUGUUAAUUAUUUUGCAGUAGUCGCACAGUGUUGUUUGGAGUAGCGAUCGGAAAACACGCGCAUCGAGUCUCGCUAUAAAUAUUGCAAUUACGAGUGCGCACGUUAACAAUAUUAUUACAUAUAUCGAUUAAGUACUUUUAUAAAUAAACAAAAUGGAAUUGAACUUUAUUACUUUGAUUAAACACGAUGUGAACCACAAUGUGAAAGAGUGCUUUAAAUCUAAGAAAACUUUCAUAAGCAGAAAAGAGGAGGUAACGGCGAUAAAAAGCAAAUUCCCGAAUAAAAUACCGCUAAUAGUAGAAAGAUAUCAAAAGGAGAAAAGUUUACCCACUUUGGACAAAACGAAGUUCCUAGUCCCCGGAGACAUCACCAUGUCACAAUUUCUAGUCAUUAUAAGAAACAGGAUGAAGAUGAAGCCGAAUCAAGCCCUGUACCUGAUAAUCAACAACAGAUCCAUGCUUAGCAUGAGCUUGACUAUGGCUCAAGCACAUGAGGAGUUCUGCGACGAAGACGGUUUCCUUUACAUAACGUACGCUUCCCAAGAAGUAUUCGGCUACCAAGAUAAUAUGGCAGGAGCAAACCAAGAAGUUGAAGUAAUCAGACAUAGAUUUCCCAAUAAAGUACCCAUUCGUGUAGAGAGAUACGCGAGGGAGUGCGACAUCCCGGCGUUGGGGAGGACAAAAUUCCUGGUGCCACAGGAACUGACCAUGUCCCAGUUCCUUUACAUAAUCCGGGCUAAAAUGAAACUUAGAGAUACUCAGGCGCUCUACUUGUUGGUGAACGACAAAGUGCUGGCGAGCCACAGUAUGACCAUGGCGCAGGCGUACGAACAGUUCCGCGGCACUGACGGCUAUCUGCACGUCACGUAUGCCGCACAACAGGUAUCUCCAAAAGCUCGGUGCUCCUUCAACGGUUCCUGAAACUGUCUUCUUCUAACUCAAAGACUGAUAGUAUUCUGAUAUUCCAAAUGUGAUAGUUACGUGAAGAAUGUUCCAUUUUUAACCAACGAGAAAUGGAAUUAAAAGUUUCAAAUGCGUCGGCUGGUCCUGUUAAUAACAUUUUAAUAUAGAUUUAGGUGUAGUGUUUUUUAUUAAAUUGAUUUUAAUAUUUACAAUACUUCAGUACUCAACCAAAUAAUUUUUAUGUUUAAUUUUUUUUUAGAUAGAUGCUUCUAACGAAAUUGGAUGAUCUCAAAUCUAUUAAGUAGCAUUAUUAGAUGUAAGUGUUGCCAAUAAAAUACUAUAUAUGUAAUAAAAAAGAUUGAUUGAAUUUUAAUAUUAAACAAUGUACUGAACCUUCAUAGUAUCGUUGCAAUUUUACAUGUUAACAGAAUUAAAAUGGAAUAAACUUUUAUUAUAUUUUAAAA
Messenger RNA from Chilo suppressalis (striped riceborer), 1490 nucleotides. The record is from the annotation of a GenBank genome assembly. NCBI's taxonomy places the organism in Eukaryota, Metazoa, Arthropoda, Insecta, Lepidoptera, Crambidae.